Molecule: messenger RNA, 587 nt
Organism: Cydia splendana
Lineage: Eukaryota; Metazoa; Arthropoda; Insecta; Lepidoptera; Tortricidae
Exons: 4
Coding region: 96-419 (107 amino acids)
Source: RefSeq, a predicted model, not a curated record
GAGUUAUAUCUAGGUAGCUAUAUAAAAGUGAGGCAGCGGAGCGCCCGGCAGUUCCUCCACAGAAUCUGUCCGAGUCCGACGUAUCAACCUUCACCAUGCAGCGGCUAACCUUGUUUUUACUCUCGGCGGUGUUGGCUGUCGCUCUGGCAGAGGGCCAGUACUACGUGCCCCGCGCGUACUACACAAUCGACCAAACAGGGCACGCGUCGGUGCCCGUGCCCCUGCAGCGCCUGCGUCGGUCCUUCUACCCUUAUCCCGGCCCUGGAUCUGAUGCCAAUGCCAACGCUAACGCCAACGCAUGGGGAGGUGGCAACGCUAACGCGAACGCGAACGCCAAUGCCGGCGCCGGGCGUGAAUUCCCCGGCGGCAGCUGGGGCGUCCCCGGAGCAUACGGAGCUGCGAAGCCAAUGGGGGCCUAGCGGGCGAGCGACAUAACUAACUCCGGUGUGGGCCAUCCUGAACUUUUCCACCAGCUGCACGCGCCGCGCGCCGCCGCCCGCGCCCCGCGGCCUACCGUGCAGCUGCCGGAAGACCACUUUAUUGUAUCUAAGUUGUUACUAAUAAAAAAUGCAUUUUGAAAUGUUUAA